AUGAGGAUAAUAUUAGCCUUAAUCUUACUCUUGGUGUUAAGCAACUGUGCUUCAUCAGAUUCUGAAAAGGCUCACUCCCCAAUAGAUCUACAAGAAUUGGACCCCUCGAUGCCAACUUCUUAUCCAGAAUUGCACGGUCAUAUCUCAGAGAAGUUGACAGGUUUCAAUAGCCUCAAAGGAUUUCAGUCAAUCCCAGAUGGUAUCCAUGAACCAAAUCCAAUGUGUAUGGAGCAUGUUAGGACAGCACUUUCUCCAGGUGGAGCUCAAUAUUUAAAAAUUUUGUAUUCUCUCUCUGGAAAAUUUGUGAACGAGCUUGGAAAUCCUGAGCUAUGCCGAGAUAUCGAACAAACGGAGUAUGUGAUGAUGAAGAUCAUGGCUGGGCUCUCUUUCACUAUUGGACUCUGUGUUCCCAAUACUUGUGGUACUCCUGAGGAUUUUGCAGGACUAAAAGAGUUCUUGAUUAAAAAGGCCAAAGAUUUUGGGUUGCCUGAAGAGAUGCCACUUGAUGUUCAAAUCAUGUUCCCAUAUAAGCAAAAAUCUGCUUCAUGGGGAGCAGGAGGGAUCAGCACUCUCGCACUUUUAGGUUUGAUCACUGUUCUUGGAAUUGUCGGAAGCUUUACCGAAUACAUCCCUUUAUUUAGAAAACCUGGAUCUCUUCCGAGCGACAAACCAGAAAAGAAAAUCAAUAAACUUGGGCUUGCUCUUCACUCGUUCUCUUUCAAAACUAAUCUUCAGAAAUUAUUUCAUGUAAGCAGCCAGGGAGACGAUGACCUGGCGAUUCUAAACGGAAUUAGAGUGUUCAGUAUUUGCUGGGUUAUUGCAGGCCAUGUAUUCAUGAUAGGAUCUGGAGCCCCAAUGUCAAACAUUUUAUCUAUGCAAAAUAUGAUGACAACGUGGUACUUUGUCAUAGUCCCAGGAGGAUUCUUUGCAGUUGAUGUGUUCUUUAUGAUGUCAGGUUUCUUAACCUUUUAUCUCUUAACAGUAAAAAUGUACCCAAAGAAAGGGUGGACUAACUUCCCAAUGGUCUACUUCCACAGAUGGUUUAGACUGUUCACUCCUGCUGCUUUUUGUAUUCUGUUGACAAACUUUGUUUUCAAGCAUCUUGGAAGUGGCCCUUCCUUCCAACAAUCAUGGAAUAUGAACUGCGAAAAGUAUUGGUGGUCUAGUUUGAUCUUCAUUAAUAACUUAGUUCCGUGGAACACUGGGCUUAUGUGCAUGUCCUGGUUCUGGUACUUGGCCAAUGACUUUGAGUUUUUCCUGAUCUCUCCAAUUAUUAUCUUUUUCUAUUGUCGGAAUAAAAUAGUUGGAUAUGCUUUGGUAGCCAUCUUGAUGCUUGUGAAUUAUAUUGUAAAUAUGGUCCUUACUGCUCAAAAUGAUCUUGGCAUUAUGUUCACCUUGAGUGGAGGAGGUGACUUUUUCGACCUUGUUUAUAUGAAGCCAUGGAGUAGAUUCGCUGCUUAUGGAGUUGGAGCUAUUUUUGGGUUCAUGUAUUAUGAGUACAAGCAAGAUAAGAAAAAGAUGGCUGAUGAGAACUUAGAAGAAAUUAGACCUUCCCUUUCAACAAAGAUCAUGAUGGCUCCAAAGUACUCAACAUUGAUAACUUACUUUUACUUCUUCUCUGGCUUGUUUUUGACAUCAUUCUUUGUGUUUAUCCAAAUAAGUUUCUACAAAGAGAAAUUGAACUCUAAUCCUUGGUCAAAAACUUCAAACAUGCUCUAUAAUGCUUUCGGUAGAUCAUUCUUUGUCCUUGGUUUGAUACUAAUAAUUAUCCCUACUUUCCAAGGAAGGUUACCAUGGAUCAAGCAUUUGCUUGGGAACAACACAAUGAUCGUACUUGGAAGGAUCACAUUUGGUGUUUACUUGAUGCACAUUCCAUGGAUUAUUAUGCUUUUGGCAGAUUCAAGACAAGGAAUGUGGGUUUCGAACCUCAACGCUUGGUGGCUUGUACUCGGUAUAGCUCCUAUCUCAUUCUUGUUCGCAAUCCCAUUCAGCAUGUAUGCAGAAGUCCCUUUCAUGAACCUUGAGAAGCACUUCUUAAUGCCUAAGCCUCCUCCUAAGAAGAUUGUUCUCAAGGAACAACAAGUCGAAAGCUUUGAACGCAUCAACAAGACAGUCGACUCAGAAGAACCUAAAUCCCUAUUGUUGCCUAAAAAGUCUUAA
Molecule: messenger RNA, 2160 nt
Organism: Moneuplotes crassus
Lineage: Eukaryota; Ciliophora; Spirotrichea; Euplotida; Euplotidae
Source: the annotation of a GenBank genome assembly